Molecule: messenger RNA, 1628 nt
Organism: Acaulospora colombiana
Lineage: Eukaryota; Fungi; Glomeromycota; Glomeromycetes; Diversisporales; Acaulosporaceae
Source: the annotation of a GenBank genome assembly
GGGGCGUUAGACCUCAUAAAUAUAAGAAGAUAAAGCGAACCCAUGAAGAAGUAAUAUUCGCUUCAUUUCACGAUGAUUCUGGACAAGCCGCCGAUGCACGCGAAUUAAACAAGGCGCCUUACAAGGAAGAAGUGGAAGCGUUGCGGGUCACACUUAGUCGUGAAGAACGGCUGCUGCACGUUCUGGCGGAUGAAAUUGCCAAAGUCAAGAUUGAGCAUGAACGCGCGAGCCACGCAUUGGCGCAGGCUCAAGCUGCCUUGGAUGCGGCGUCUCUCAUCUAUAGGACCGCCGAUACGAUGUUGCAAGGCCUAGAUGCCCAACACAACCAGCUCUUGCAAAAUGUGGCAGAGAAGCGCGCGACGUUGCAUCCUAUUCGACGGGUUCCGGCUGAGCUGUGGGCGGAUAUAUUCACGAGAUGGGUUGAUGAAGAGGAGCAAGUGAGAGUAUCGCGGCUGGACAGUCAGUUGCCUACUGAACUUCAUGUUCCGGCGACUCUCAUUGCUGCGUCUGUGUCUCACUUUUGGAGAAAGACCGCACUUUCGACUCCUGCUCUGUGGAGGUAUAUCACGAUAUCGAACCGGCCCUUGGCCGACAUUAAAGCCCACGUCUACGAAUGGGCGAGUCGCUCCUCUCCCAAAGUGGUAUCGCUGACACUUUGGGUCGCUGGAAGGGAUGGGUGGACUAAAGACUUGCAACCCCCUUCUACAACGUUGGACGGGCUACGACUCGCAUUGUUCUACUUGAAAGCCGUUCAGGUGUUCUCGUCCAUUGUCAGCGACGCGAGAGUGAAACUAUCCAAUCUGUCUGAAGUGUGGAUCGAGUUUAUCGAACCACCCGAGAGCGGUAGUAUCAUAGUUCCAGACCGUACAUUCCAGGUAAGCACCAGUGGAUCCGAAUUUCAUUUACUAAAGUGGUUUGCAGCUCCACCGUCUCAAGCGCCUCCACAACCUGACCCUUCGGAAUCUCUGGUGGAACUCACCAGGUGGACUGAAAAGCCUUCGAGUUCUCAAAAUCGAGCUCGUCACCCUCCAGACAGAUCCAAGACUACACAUCCAAACAUACCUCAAGGCGCCAUUGUGGAUUAUCCUCGAUUAAAAAGUCUGUCUCUUUGUCCACGGUGGAUGUCCGCUUGUAAUGAGGAUCUGGCACAAGUAAUGACAUUGCCUGCCCUACGGAUUUUGCGGCUUAUUUCAUGUCAAGUUGCCCCUCUGGCGGGACGAGAAGCCGAAGCGAUUUCAAGAUUCAUAGCCGACGUGGCUCCAGCGGUAGAAACGAUCCACUUCAACCUUCGGGGGGAACUAGUGCACCCUCAAAUCUUCCAGAUACGAGCCGCAAUCUCGAGACUCGAAUUUAAAGAUACAGAGAUAGCUAUAGACACUCUCGAACUUCUCACCAAACCUACGGACGGCGGCCCAACUACCAUGUCUCGUUGGCUCAUGCCCCAUCUCUCCAGCAUUCAUUUCGAGGACUGUGACUUGGCUCCCGAACUCGAUAGAGUGCUGGCCCAGUUAGUCGAAACCCGAGCAGAGGCAAGCCCCUAUAUUCGCCCGAACGUCAAUACGAGACUGGAGAGGAUUAAUGUUCGGCGGAACAGUGUAAAUUCCUGGACCUACCCGGUGGUUUGGUGA